Messenger RNA from Alternaria atra, 1365 nucleotides. RefSeq lists its product as uncharacterized. NCBI's taxonomy places the organism in Eukaryota, Fungi, Ascomycota, Dothideomycetes, Pleosporales, Pleosporaceae. The record is from RefSeq and is a predicted model, not a curated record. Bases 1 to 1365 code for a protein of 454 amino acids. The transcript has a single exon.
AUGACUAAUCGACCCCGGAGGAGCGGCGCAACACAGACAUUCGCUGUCCCUGACGAAGAUGACAUCUAUGACAACUCACCGGCAUCGAUUGCACUAUUGGAAGAGGAGUUUGGGCCUGUAGAAGACACCAACAGCCCCAGCUUCUCCGAUAAUAAUAUCGACGAGACACUCGCCGCCUUCUUCUACGACGCCGACAGCAACAGCAACAGCAUUCUAACAGUAGAGAGCCAGUCUACUGCCCCUUCUACGCCAACGCCUAGGCCCAACACCCCUACUACUUUAACUGGUACGCAAUUUCUUAAGCGGAAGAGACAAAGCAGUACUCCGCACAGAGGCGCAGGGCAGAAGGACAAGACGGUGUGGAAGCACUCACGGCAACGGCUGCCAUACGAGCCUACUAAGGACGAUCAUGGCCAUGAGAUCUUCUACUGCGCAGGUGACAACUGCGAGUGGAAAGGCUCAUCAGGCAAUGCUACUGCGCACCUCCGGAAACAUGCUAUCUUUGUUGGAAGAUAUUCAGCGACCCCUUCUACUAUUGCACAAGCCAACAGCCUGCAGCAAGGGUUUCACAACAUGGCUGCGAAAAAAGCCGAGUUUAAGCAUGAUCAAACAGCAACGGUCCUUCGCAAUGCUGCUCAGAAGCAAGAAUUCCGGAAUGCCCUUGCUCGCUUCGUUACAGCGUGCAGUCUUUCACAUAACUCGGUGGUUUCUAAGGAAUUCCAGGAGCUGAUUCUCACCGUCAACCCUGAGGCGGAUCAUGUAUUACUGGGCUCAAGCAGCUCACUAGUGUCGCGCAUCGUUCGGAACUUCCGCGCUCAGCAGGAGGAGGUUAUCAGGUAUCUCUGCGACGAUACAAUUAGCUGCUUCCAUAUCAGUACUGAUACAUGGAAGACAAUGCAUGGCCACAAACAUUUCCAAGCCGUGAAUGUCCAGUUUGUGGACCAGCAUGGACAGCUUAUUCAGCUGCUUCUUGACCUUGUUGAAGUUGACGGCAAAGAGAGCAAGACUGGAGCCUAUCUUUCUACGCUGCUGAUCCAGACUAUCAAGGACUACAACCUUAGCCCUCGGCUUGGCUGGAUUACCUCUGAUAACGUAGGAGUAAACGACACGCUUGUCCGUGCAAUUGAGGCCUUCAUGCGCACAGAAGGCAUUACUUACUGGACAGAGAAGACACGACGACUCCGUUGCAUUGGCCAUAUUAUCAACCUUGCUACACAGGCCUUUAUGUUUGCAACUAACGAAGAAGCAGCUGAGUUAGCUUAUGAGAGGGCGAAGCUAACACAGCUGGACUCCGAUGGCACAGACAGCUACAGCGUAGUGACUAUGAUAUUGCAGACACUGCUCUUGCAAACCACCCUGCACUAG